Messenger RNA from Coniosporium apollinis CBS 100218, 1542 nucleotides. Its product is annotated as nonsense-mediated mRNA decay protein 3. The coding region runs from base 1 to 1542 and encodes 513 amino acids. Gene Ontology annotation, cellular component: cytoplasm; nucleus. Gene Ontology annotation, biological process: ribosomal large subunit export from nucleus. Lineage: Eukaryota; Fungi; Ascomycota; Dothideomycetes. The transcript has a single exon. Gene Ontology annotation, molecular function: ribosomal large subunit binding. The record is from RefSeq and is a predicted model, not a curated record.
AUGUCUAUGGAAGUCGAUACCCUAGCUUAUACCCGGCCAGCACCGAGCGCCGCAACAAUUCUAUGCUGCAACUGCGGUGCCCCGAUUGACGGCACAAAGGCCGCAGCAGCGCUCUGUGACGACUGCAUUAAGCUUACAGUCGACAUCUCUGAGGGCAUACAGCGAGAGGCCACCGUCCACAUAUGCCGGGACUGUGAUCGGUACCUAGCACCGCCCUCACAAUGGUUGGUAGCGCAGCCGGAAAGCAAGGAACUUCUAGCCCUGUGCCUCCGGAAGCUCCGCGGUCUGAGCAAAGUGCGGAUCAUCGACGCCAGCUUCAUCUGGACCGAACCGCACAGCCGCAGAAUCAAAGUCAAGAUUACCAUCCAGCAGGAGGCUUUGCAGGGCACCAUCCUACAGCAGAGUUUCGAGGUUGAAUACGUUGUGGCAUAUCAGCAGUGUCCGGACUGCCAGAAGAGCUACACGCACAACACGUGGCGAGCCGUCGUCCAAGUCCGACAGAAAGUUCCGCAUAAACGGACCUUUCUCUUCCUGGAACAGCUGAUCUUGAAGCACGGCGCCCACAAGGACACCCAGAACAUCAAAGAGGCGCACGAUGGCAUAGACUUCUUCUUCUCUGCCCGCAACUCUGCAGAGAAGUUUGUCGACUUCCUCACCUCAGUCGCUCCCGUGCGAGUCAAGAAGAGCCAGGAGCUCAUUUCGAUGGACAUUCACACGUCAACAAAAUCCUACAAGUUCUCUUACUCGAUUGAGCUUGUCCCGCUCUGCAAGGACGACCUGAUCUGCCUGCCCCUCAAGCUAGCGAAACAGCUCGGCGGCAUCUCGCCCCUGACCCUCUGCUACAAGGUCGGCACGUCCGUCAACGUCAUCGACCCAACGACGCUCCAGACCGCCGACAUCUCCACUCAAGAGUACUGGCACACCCCCUUCGCCCCUCUAGCCGACGUCCAAGAGCUCGCCGAGUUCAUCGUGCUCGACAUCGAGCCCCUCGGGCCACAGAAGGGCCGCUUUGCGCUCGCCGAAGCGACCGUAGCACGUGCCUCCGACAUGGGAUUGAACGACACAACAUACUACACGCGCACACAUUUGGGCGGCGUCCUGCAUCCUGGCGACUCGGUGCUGGGCUACCACCUCUCCGGCACAAACUUCAACAACUCACAGUUCGAGGCCCUGGAGAACCACCGCAACUACGCAUCCACAAUCCCAGACGUGAUGCUCGUCAAGAAGUUCUACGCGCGCAAGAAGAAGAACAAGAACCGCAACUGGCGCCUCAAGCGCAUGGCGAAGGAGGAGAGCGAGAUGCUGCCCCGCAAGCAGGACCAGGACAGGCUGGAGCGCGAUAUGGAAAUGUUCUUACGGGAUGUGGAGGAGGACGAGGAGCUGAGAGCGAACUUGGCGCUGUACAAGAAUCAGCAGAAGGCGAGAGGGGAGCGGAUGGAUGUUGAAGAGAUGACGGAGGGCGGAGAGAGCGAUGACGACAGGUUGAGGAUUCCAAUGGAGCAGCUUAUUGACGAAUUUGAGGAGAUGGGUAUGGAGGAGUAG